AUGGCGGCAGAAAAUAUUUGUGCUGAUGUGCGAUUAGACGAUUUCACAGUCGAAUUAAAACCAGAAGACAUCCCUGGUGCUUCUGUUAAUGACAAGGAUAUCGGAAAGUUAAAUGUUAAUCAACUGAAAUUCUGGCUAAAGUGUCGUAGGGUGAAACAGGGCGGGAAUAAAAAGGAGCUUUUUGGAAGGUAAGCGUACUGCGUUCACACGUGAUGAUGAUCGCUAUGAUUAGUAUGAUUGGGCAAUGUUUGUUCGCAGUUCGCACAAUACAUUUUGCUUGACUAGUACUCGCUUUCUAGGGUGUGCAAUCUCAAUGCUAUGCCUGAAGUGAGGGAGAAGGUAUUUGACCCUGAUCCAAACAAAGCAUUCACUAAGGCUAAGCUGGCCAAACUCAGGGAAAACGGCAUAAAUUGUUCAAAUGCGGAAGUGGAAAACGAUGCUUCUGCCAGUUUGGGGAAGUUUCCUUCGGAUGACAGUGCUUUCAACAAAGACUUCUCCAUACUACCAGUAUUUGUUCCAACAGAUACCCUAGAUCAUACUCAAAAGUGCAGGAAGUCAACCAAAAAAUCUGUUGAUGGUGACGCUAUUGCUGAGAUGUCAAGUUCGAAAGGACUUCGAAUG
Paramuricea clavata is the source of this 621-nucleotide messenger RNA. The record is from the annotation of a GenBank genome assembly. Lineage: Eukaryota; Metazoa; Cnidaria; Anthozoa; Malacalcyonacea; Plexauridae.